Sphenostylis stenocarpa is the source of this 519-nucleotide messenger RNA. Lineage: Eukaryota; Viridiplantae; Streptophyta; Magnoliopsida; Fabales; Fabaceae. The record is from the annotation of a GenBank genome assembly.
AUGGAAGCUUCAAGGAUGUUAUUGUCGUCGCCACUAUCGACCUGCAACGCGGUGCGCAGGAAGCAUUUUUCGGAGUCACUUAGAAGGCACGGUUGUCGUUCUCCUCCGCCGCUGAAAAUAGUGAGCAUGGCGAAGGAGGGCAGCGACGCCGGCAGCAACGGGGGUGGCAGCAUCAUUGAAAAAGCAGCCAUAGGGGGUGGAUUAGUUUCGACCCCAGUAAUCGCUUGGUCUCUCUACACUCUCAAAACAACCGGUUGCGGUUUGCCCCCCGGCCCAGGUGGCUCAAUCGGUGCACUGGAAGGAGUGAGCUACCUGGUUGUUGUGGGCAUAGUGGGUUGGUCUCUGUACACUAAAGCCAAGACCGGUUCUGGACUUCCCAAUGGUCCUUUUGGCUUGUUGGGUGCCGUUGAAGGUCUUUCCUUUUUGGCUUUGCUUGGCAUUGUGGUUGUGUUCGGGUUGCAGUACCUGGACAAGGGUUUCAUUCCUGGUCCUCUCCCCGCAGAUCAGUGCUUUGGCUAG